Molecule: messenger RNA, 5790 nt
Organism: Choloepus didactylus (southern two-toed sloth)
Lineage: Eukaryota; Metazoa; Chordata; Mammalia; Pilosa; Megalonychidae
Gene: LSM11
Product: LSM11, U7 small nuclear RNA associated
Exons: 4
Coding region: 8-1105 (365 amino acids)
Biological process (GO): mRNA 3'-end processing by stem-loop binding and cleavage
Cellular component (GO): U7 snRNP
Molecular function (GO): U7 snRNA binding
Source: RefSeq, a predicted model, not a curated record
UUCAAACAUGGAGGAGCGGGAGAGGGGGGCGAGGUCGGCUCGCGCCGGGAGCCCCGCGCGCUCGCCCAGCCCGCGGCUAGAUGUCAGCUCUGACAGCUUCGACCCGCUGCUGGCCCUGUACGCGCCCCGCCUGCCGCCUAUCCCUUACCCCAACGCCCCCUGCUUCAACAACCUGGCCGAGUACGAGAGCUUCCUCAGGACCGGGUACCGGGGCGGCGGGCGUGGACGGGCGCGGGGCGCGGCCGCAGGCUCCGGGGGCUCCACUGGCCUCCCCACGGCUCUCACCGCCGCCGGGCCCUCGGGCAGGACCCGCCGCCGCCUGGACGCUCCCGCCCCGGACCCCGAGCGCAUCCAGCGCCUCCGCCGCCUCAUGGUAGCCAAGGAGGAAGGGGAUGGGACCGCCGGGGCGCGCCGGCGGGGUCGGGGUCGCAGCAGGAAGGCGCCACGCAACGUGCUCACCCGAAUGCCCUUGCACGAGGGUAGCCCUUUGGGUGAACUCCAUCGUUGUAUCCGGGAAGGGGUGAAGGUGAAUGUUCACAUCCGCACUUUCAAGGGACUUCGGGGCGUCUGUACAGGCUUCCUCGUUGCAUUUGACAAAUUCUGGAAUAUGGCACUUACUGAUGUGGAUGAGACCUACCGAAAACCUGUUCUGGGCAAAGCGUACGAACGGGAGUCUUCAUUAACCCUCACUCGGCUAUUUGAUCGGCUAAAACUUCAAGAUUCCUCCAAGAAGGAAGCAGAUUCUAGAUCUGCAGUUGAAGAUUCCACUCUGUCCAGACACUCCCAGACAUCCACUUGGAAGGUGGCUACAGUGUGGGGAAGAGGAGACACUGACCGGGGGUCACACAAGCACUCCCGCUCUGUCCCUUCUUCCCUUCAGGCCUCUGGAAGGGAGGAAUCCAGGUCAGAGCUAUCAGGAAGGACUACACGGACAGAAGGGUCUAGUGCUGGAGGUACCUUUUCCAGAGCUACCACCCUUUCCAGGGGCCAACCUCGUAAGAAAAACCGAAAGCCCAAAGUUGAUUACCAGCAGGUAUUUACUCGACAUAUAAACCAGAUUUUCAUUCGAGGUGAGAAUGUUCUGCUGGUUCAUCUUGCACAGUGACCACCUCAGCCUCACUUGAGCUGUGGUUUUAGAAAUAAAAUGCAUGAAUAGCUGCUAAGCUUUAUCCUAAUAUCCCAAUGAACCUGAGUUGGAAUGAUUCCUUCUGGUCCUGCAUGUGCAGAGGACAGAGUCAGGCCUGGGCCCUCUGGGAGAUGAGCUCCCUCAAGGAGAGGGGAGGCCUUUGAAGGGUGGGUGUUUGCAUUAACAUAAAGGCAAAAGUGAUAUAUAGAUACCUGCAUCUGACUUGGUAUCAUGGUCUACUUCAGACACUUAAACCAAACCAAACAGAAGAUAUUCCAUUUGAAUUAGUGGUCAUAGUGUGAAUUAAGUUCACUCCUCAGAAACUAUAGCAAUUAAAAAAAAAAAAAACCUUUCUCAAAAAGAAUGAUCAUCUCAUUCCUAAAAGCUAGCACCCUGAGUACGCUCCGAUUUGAUUCUAAGAGUAGGAAUGUGAACUGGUCUGGAGCCUUGCACCCACAUCUUGUAACUGACCCUUGAAUUUUGCUCUGCAUCAUUCUCUCUUGAUCAAGGAAUAAAUUUUUUCCUCCUUAUUUUGAAAAGGAAUACAGGGCUGCGUCAGCCUUGCCCUUACCAGAUGCAGCCUCUACAAAGUCAUACCAGGUGGAACUGUAAGAUGCUUGUGUAGUGGCUUCUUGUCCUUAGUUCUAACUUCUGUGCACAGUGCUAUUGCAUGACUCUGUGGUGUUGCCCUCUGUAUGCAUUGUGAGCUUUCCUGUGAGCUUUCUGGCAAGAGACUGUGAUCUUUGUGUCUGGCUUCAAAAAGUUCUGCAUGAAUUCAGUACUACACAUACAUCACAUAGCUAAAAGUCCCCUCUCCAGGUGGGGCUGGCCCUAUGUGUAAUAUUCUUCAGAAUUGUUAAACCAUGAAACAGGGGUGAUAGUUUUAUUCCCUGUGUCAGGCCAAAGAGGUUCUUACAAAGUACAGUGGGUUGUGUCUCCAAGAGACACUUUACCCAUAGCAUGGCUUGAGUAACAGGAAGACCAUAGAACCCACUAUUGCUUCUGCUUGAAUCAUACUAUACUCUUUUUCAAUCACCAGUGCAGAUUAGGCUACAUCUUGACCCAGAGACUGUUAGGAAAUUUAUAUUUUUGUUUUGUUAGUUUAUAUUUGGUUUUAUUUUAGAUGAAUUAUUUCCAAAGUGAGAAUGAGAAACAGCUAACUAGUUAAAAUGUAUGAAAAGAAAAGGUUCCCCUGCUGUUUGUUGUGUGACUUAAUAAGCCUUCUGAGAAGCAGGUGAGCAUGUAGGGGGCUAGAAUGCCUGGUCCUUCUGCUGGCUAGGCCACUCGCUGGUUCAUCAUGUGAUAAAAGGUGAGCAGACUUAGCCUCUCUGUUCCUCAGUUUUCUCCAUCAGACACCUACCUCACAGGGGUAUUGAGAUAAUAAUUCAGAAAGGCAUUUUAAAGUCUCUAAACACGUUUAAGUGCCAAGAAUCAUUUUUCUAACUCUUUCAUAGCUUCAUAAGAAUUCUGUGUCUUAUGAGCAAGGCAGGUGCUACAUAGGAAAGUAAUCUCCAUAGGUAUCAUUAGGGAUAAUUAUGAUCUUGUUACUAUAACCAGAAGGCAAUGAUAUCUUUGGGAACUCUUUUCCAUACUCCAUUCCUUCCUCCUCAGUGGUAGUGGAAGUUCUCAAAAGAAUAUCUUUCACUAAGAAGAGAGUAACAUUCUUUGCUGCUCCCCCAUGUCCCAGUUCCACCCUUUUCUGAUACUUAUCAGGAAGAAUUCCCUGGGCUUUCCUAGGGGUUUAUAUGAUAGUACCAAAGGGAGAGUGAACAUCUAAAAAUGAUAAAUCCCCAAAGGGGAAUUUGUGGACAUUUUUAAAAUCUUGUUUCUUUGUUUUUAUGUUUAAAUGCAUUUUAAAAUAUACUCUUGAAUCAGAUCAGAUGAACUAGCAGUUUAUAGAGGUUCAGGUUACAAACUCAAGUGAACAAUUAUCUUUGGAAUAUGCCAACCUAAAUUCUCUUCUAAAUAGUGUGUCUGAAGUCUCAGUUCCCAAAUUAGUAGUUGUCUUGUUUAAUGAUCAGGCAGCCUUGCCUGUACCUCUACCGGCCUCCUCUGUUUGGCCAUCCUCAUCUGUUUGCCCUCCCGUUUCAGCUAGAAGCUUUAAUGAAUAUUGUGUUUUACUGAUAAAGUAGAAGUUUGGAAUCAAAAGAAGUAUAAUCAGUUUCCACUCAUUCCAGUUCCUAAUUAAAUCUAACCCAAUUUAUUUUAAACACAUGCCUGUUUUCAUGUUGGCAUCUAAUUUUUGUAUAUCCAUAUAAGGAUAAACUGGCUACGUUUCUGCCCAACUUAACAAUUCUGACUAUGAAAAUUCUUUUUUAAAUGUUGUAUGAACUGACUUAUGUGUCCAUAUGCCUCAUUUUUUUUGUUUGGUUCAGUCAGUGAUUGUGGAAUGAAUGCUGCCUAAUAAAUGUACUAUUUUGUACAAACCAUGAUAAUUAUUUUUUAGAGAUUCAAAUUUUUAAAAAUUUUUGCCUUUCUUAUUGGAGGAGUUUUUCAAAAGGAAGAAAAAAUAGAUUUUAAGGUAUAUGCUGAUCAAAAAAUGUGAUAUCUAGGAUUUUACAAUAAGUUGCUAUGGAAAUAACUGAAGUCUUCCUCAGGAGAAGCAAAAAAUGGGUGAAGUAACAGCCAGAAUAGCCAAGUCCUGGAAGCCUCCACCAGCUUACCUGAGGGGGGAUCCUAAGCAGCUGAAAUCUAGCAAAACUGGUUUCAGAAUUCUCCAGGGUAGAAAUUGUACUUUUUUUGUGUACCUCCAACUUUGGAUCCUCAAAGUAAUCUCUAGAUAUGGGAGAAUGUUUCCAUAUCAAUUCAUAGGACAUCUUUUAACUUGUUGAGGUCUCAGGAAUGUCCAGCUUUGUUAGAUGAUAAAAAGUAUUUAAAAAUGGAACAUAAGAUUUCACACCCUGAAGAAUUUCAUAUGCUGUUCUUUGUACAUAAAGGUGAUUCUACUGCUCUACCAUUGGGAGAACUUCUCCUUUAGGUUGUCUACUAGUAUUUGGGAAGCUUUAUGUUUUCUUUCAGGGACCAUCUUAUGACCAGAAGUGGGCUAUUUGUGAAAUGGGUAGCCAGAAUUGGCAGUGUCUAACACGUCAAGUUAGAAAACCUGGAAACCAUUAGCAUUAAAAUCUAGGUGCGUAGAUAUCCUUGCUGUGAAGUGUUAGUGGAUCAGAAAGGACUCCAUCUAUCCUCAUGGCAAAAUAGUCCAGGAACAUGUAUAUAGAUUGUCGGAUCACAAGCUAUGAGCCACCCUUAAACCUUCUAGAAGCCUUACAGAAAUCUGGGUGUACCACUUUUACCCUUUGAUGCAGAAUGGAUGUUUGUAUUUCUGUUUGCACUAUUUCCAUAGUAGCUGACAUGGGCAAGAUCAUGAAAUCAUGUUCUAUAAAUUGCUUUUUUAAAUUUUAUCUAAAAUUUGCCUUUUGGUAAAAUAUAAAUUAUUCAAAGACAGAUAGCUAUUACUGGUGUUCCCCCAAAGCUUUCCAAUCUUUAAUGUAUUUUUUAUUAAUGAAAUGGUUGCUGUGGGAAGGUCAAGGUUCAUGUGAGAGUAUUAUGUACAAAUACAAUGAUUUUGCGAUUGUUUUAUUUUUCUUUUCCUGUGCCAGAUAUAAAAUGCAGUUGACCCCUUUCCAGUAACUUAUGUUCAUUGGCCUGUGUUUUUCUGGGCAGUUUGUCAGAAGGCUUUUCUUGGUGGUUGUAAAGCAAGAAAAUUUUAUCUGGGCCUGUGUAAUGAAGGUGGGUGGUCUGUCAUUACUUUCUGGUAAAUUGAGUUGAUGGAUUUAAGAUAAGUCUUUGUGGUUCCUGCCUCAGUUUCCUGGGCUCUGAAGAAGAGUUGGGCCUCCUUUCCUCUCAGUGUUUUGAAUAUUUCUCAAAUGUUUGUAAGUUCUCUUGCACUCCUCUAAUAACAAUGAAAGCUUUCUGUCAAGAAAUGGUUUGGGAUGAUUCUGAAUAUCUAAGGGAAGAAAAAUAAGUACACCUGAGACCUUCAGUUGGUCUUUAUUUAGAAUAAAAAGUAGUUUGAGAAGCUACCAGAGUUAGUGCUUCUUUAAAAAUACUCUCUCUGAAAAGAUGGGAACUGUCCCUCAGGAAAGCUAUAAAAAGCUAUCCCCAGUACAUUGCAGUUGCUUUUGAUUUUUAGUCCUUUGGAACAAAUACCUGAUGUCUGAUGUCAUUUUUUUUACAGCUGUGAAAAAAAUAUCUGAAACAUUUUAAGGAGUAUUAUUUAAACUAUGAUUAUCUGCCUGACUUAUGUGUGAGGUAGGUUCUAGGCAACUAUCUAUUCCUUUUUCUGUUUCCCUGGCAGUAAAGAGAGUAAGCCAUGUCUUAAAAAGUGAUUUGCUUAUUCCAUACUGGCAUCUGAAGACAUUAGCCUUCUCUUUGGCAACCCUUAGAAUAACCCUUUGCACCAUGACUUAAGGUUUGUGUUUUUGUUUUGUUUUGUUUUGUUUUAGAAAGGGCUGAACCUGGAUUACUAUGUAUUUAUAGUUUCACUAUUCAGAUACCAGCUGCCAAAAGACAAACCAUGACUUGUAAUCUUGUCUUUAAAUUACUUCUAAUUGUUAAGUUCACUUAAACCCUUCCUGUUUAGGAAGGAUUGCUGCUAGUAAUAUCAGUUUGCAAAGUUCUGCUUUAGAAGUGUGUCAUAUGGGAGUCUGAAAACUAUAUUAAAU